ACGGUCACUUUCCCGGACUCCACGGCGUUAUGAGAAAAGUAAAGGGAACUUUCACACGCAACGCUUUUUAUUCCGCUGUCGAACAGUGACUCUUCUUUCCUCACGAUUCUCUUCCUUCCUGACAUUAAUUAAGCAGCAUAACAAACACGAUUUCCGCGCAAUAUAUUCUCUUUGAAUGAAUCAGAUCAGCAACUCUGCAACAAUACCAUUUUUUUCAUCCUUUAAUUCCAAUGGAGUCCGUUCUCAAUUUCAACUCAAUUUCUCCGAUUGGCGUCCUUAAUUAUCGCCUCUUUCCGUCCACGAUCUCUUGCUCGGCCCGUCCACGUACAGGAGAUCCAUCAGUUGCUAAAUCUCGCCGUUGUUUACCUCAACGGCAACUUUCUCGAUCUCUCCGGCCGGCGUCUCUUCCUUCAACCUCAGCUAAUGAUGCUGCUUCUACUUCAAAUUCUCAGUCUCCAAGAGAUGGACAUUACUCAGUUGGUGACUUUAUGACUAGGAAAGAAGAUUUACAUGUAGUAAAAACUACAACUAAAGUUGGUGAAGCCCUUGAGAUGCUUGUCGAAAAAAGAGUUACUGGGCUUCCUGUAGUUGAUGAUGACUGGAAAUUGGUUGGCGUUGUUUCUGAUUAUGAUCUACUGGCACUUGACUCUAUAUCAGGAGCUGGCCAAGCUGACACAAAUCUGUUUCCUGAUGUUGACAGUACUUGGAAGACAUUCAAUGAAGUUCAAAAGCUACUGAGCAAAACUAAUGGAAAAGUUGUUGGUGAUGUCAUGACACCAACUCCAUUGUCCGUCUGUGAAAACACCAACCUUGAAGAUGCUGCGAGGUUGUUGCUCCAAACGAAGUACCGUCGGCUGCCUGUUGUAGAUGUUGAUGGCAAACUGGUUGGGAUUAUCACAAGGGGCAAUGUGGUUAGAGCCGCUCUGCAAAUAAAACGCACUAUUGAGAAUAUCCAAUGACACCUGAGUUCCAGUGCGAAAGAUAUUUGUUCAUGUCAAGCCAUGAUGCUACUGUAUAAUAUAUGUACUGUUCCAUUCUUUCAUCCUUGGCUUAUUACUGUACCUAGUGUGGCAUCAUUGGGAGAAGGGGGAAGCAAUGAUUAUUUUGCCCAAGUACCUGCUGGUAAGUAUUAAACAUGAUGCUUGGGAGCUCUAAAUAUCCUGUGUUGAAAACAUUUGAUAAAAGGCGGGGCUCCCAUAUGGAUGGUAUACCCUGGUGCCCGACACUACCAUUUGUUAGUUCUCAAACUUGUAGUAGUAUGAGAACUUUAGCUAUAUUCUACGUAAUGCAAUACAAUUUGUAAGGAAACACAAGAGUGAGAGAACUGGAGACUCCAAUUGCUGCAUUUAUUGUGCAAUGGCAAAAUUAGAUUUAUGGUUUAAUUUGGUGUGAAGAUAUUUCUACUUGUUGUACACGUUAUACAAAUAUAUGUAACACGUAAGACUUCUCAAA
Molecule: messenger RNA, 1452 nt
Organism: Solanum dulcamara
Lineage: Eukaryota; Viridiplantae; Streptophyta; Magnoliopsida; Solanales; Solanaceae
Product: CBS domain-containing protein CBSX1, chloroplastic-like
Exons: 8
Coding region: 231-959 (242 amino acids)
Source: RefSeq, a predicted model, not a curated record